GAUUUCAAAUGAUUUCAAUAGCUUAGUUUUCCUGUUAUUAAAUUCCCUCACAAAAAUGUCGUUACAUAAAUUGCCGCCCCUGUGCUAGGGCUCCAAAUAAUAUUGACACUGCUUAAACAAAGAGAAGAACUCACUUUUGGCGCGUGCUAAGCUUGCGGCAAAUGCCCAGACAAAUAAUAUUUCCAAGAAAUAAUGGGGUUAAGUUCAGUUUUGGAGCCAGUCAGGUACCAAGAAGUGCACGACGUCGAAUGCCUGAGCCCCGAAACCGCAGACCAAUCCAAUGCGGAUCGAACGCUCGGUACGGCGACAAAUGAUAAACCGUCGAACGGGGCAGAUAAGAUAGUGGCUGAGACGAAAUCUAAGCAAAUAAGUGCAAAGCCAAAGAUAUCGACAAUGUCGAAAGCCGUGUCAUUUGGAAUUGUUGAAACAACGAAAAUGGAGCACUUCAAAAUAGAUAUUAAAAUGCUCGAUGCGAAUCGAUUGCGAAUCGAAAAAUGCAGCCUGCAUGCCUGAUCAAAAUAAAGAGUGGGCAAAAUUUAUAUGUAACACGCAGUGAGAGAUAAAAUGAUUAAAUUAUGGUGCCAUAUUUUCUGGUAAAUUUUAAAACAAAGGAGCUGGCAGAGACACAACGUUGUCCAAUAGGUGGCAGCACGAGAUGUGGGAGCUGGGAACCGGGAGCCGGGCAUGUUGCGACGGGCGUGAUGAUUGCAUUUUAAUGGACAAAUUAAAAAUCAAUGCCUGCUGAGUUGCACGUACUUUGUACUUAAAUUAACCAAACAAAAUUUUGUACGCCACAGAACGUAAAACGGACAAAAUAAAUACAACAAAAAUAAAAAAAAUCAAGAGACAAAAAAAAAACUGUCGAUCGAACACCGAUCGUGAGAAUGGAAAUGGCGACAAUGUCGACGGGCGGCAGCCCGAACUCCAUAAAUCUUCAUAAGCUUGUCACGUUUCGAGUGCAACAGCUACUCGUAAAUAUCUGAAUCCGAAGCCGUAGCCGUAUCCGUAGCUGAAGCCUCAAGCUGUGCCGCCGAAGACGAUGACGAAGCUCCCAAAAAGUUGCUGCUCCUUGCGGAUUAACAAUUAUUUUGACAUAAAAUAGCCGCACGCCUCACUCCCAGCCCCAGCCACAGCCCCAGGCCGGAGCCCGAAACGUAGACGAAAGUCGGUAGUCCGACUCAUGAGUCUUGCUUUCGACAAUUCACGGCUUCUGACAUCCAACGGCCCCACACAAGAGAUUUCGUGAGUGUGCCACGGCGGUGACACAUACGUGCCGCGCUUUUCGGCAAUGUUGAUACUUUCUGGACUACCGUUGCCACCAUAGAGAUUGGACAUCAUUUGUAAGCGCAACACGUGCCGCCCAGCAGAGCUGGAGUCGUAUAGGCGUACAUGCUGUUAGUGGGAUCUUCAAAUUACCUUUGUAUUGGGUAAACGUUCAAUGAAAUUUGGUCGUAAAACUUGUUGUUUAUCUUAAAUUCGUUAUUUGGACAUUUGCAUUUCGGGAAAUGUUGGCUGGAGUUCAACAACUUUAGUUGGAUGAUGGGCAAAUCGAGUCGAGUAUUAUUUUAAUAUGGUUUCGAAAAAGGUAGAAUUUUAAUUGAAUAAAUUGCUGAUUAAACUUC
Drosophila novamexicana is the source of this 1622-nucleotide messenger RNA. RefSeq lists its product as uncharacterized. The record is from RefSeq and is a predicted model, not a curated record. The transcript is spliced from 2 exons. The coding region runs from base 193 to 513 and encodes 106 amino acids. Lineage: Eukaryota; Metazoa; Arthropoda; Insecta; Diptera; Drosophilidae.